Molecule: messenger RNA, 837 nt
Organism: Gadus morhua (Atlantic cod)
Lineage: Eukaryota; Metazoa; Chordata; Actinopteri; Gadiformes; Gadidae
Product: mucin-5AC-like
Exons: 6
Coding region: 1-837 (278 amino acids)
Source: RefSeq, a predicted model, not a curated record
AUGGACCAAGAACUAACGCAGCCGGACAAACAGAAACCUCACUGGACCAACAACUACUACAGCUGGCACAACUACCACCACAGCUGGACCAAGAACAACCACAACUGGACCAAGAACUACCACACUACCCCAGCAAGUACGACAUCUGGCCCAGCAACUACCACAUCUAGCCCAACUUCAACAACAGCUGCCCAAAUUACCACCACAGCUAGCCCAAUAACAACCACAGCAAACCCAAUAAAUACCACAGCUGGACCAUCAGCUACCAUAGCUGGACCAACAACUACCACCGCUGGCCCAAGUACCAAAACAUCAAGCCCCACAACAACCACAGCUGGACCAACAACUACAACAGCUAUCCGAACAUCUACCACAGCUGGACCAACUUCUCUAAUAGCUUUCCCAAUUACAAUAACAGCUGGCCAAACUAAAACAGCUGGACCAUCAACAACCACGGCUGAACCAACAACUACCACAGCUACAGCUGGCCCAAUGACUAGCACUGCUGACUCAACUACAUCCACGGCUGGCCAAACUACAACCUCAGCUGACCCAACUACAACUACAACUACAUCUGGCCCAACUACCACCACAAUGCCAAACUACAAGCACUGCUGGCCCAUCUGUAUCCACAGCAGACCCAACUACCACAGCUGGCCCAACUACAGCCAUAGCUGGAGCAACAACUACCACAGCUGGACCAACAACAACAACAGCUGGCCAAAUGACUGCCACAGCUGGAACAACAUCAAACACACCUGGCAGAACAACUACAACUACAGCUGGCCCAUCUACAACCAAAGCUGGCCCGACUGCAAACAUAGUUGGCCAAACUAA